This is a messenger RNA of Periconia digitata, 2274 nucleotides long. NCBI's taxonomy places the organism in Eukaryota, Fungi, Ascomycota, Dothideomycetes, Pleosporales, Periconiaceae. The record is from the annotation of a GenBank genome assembly.
UAACGACAUCGACAUGGCAUUGGGGGGGGGGACAGAUGAUGGAAUUACUCCACGAUCGACAAUGAUGCGAGAUGCAACUGCAGCACAAAGCUCUACUGUGACGCCAGCGCCAGAGAGAACGUGUAUCCAGAGUCGCUGGGUAUCACUCAAGCGAUCGUUCUGGCUCUUGACCUCUGCAAACUUGACUUGCCCAUUCACCUUUUUCUUGGAUCCGCGCUCAGAGUCUUUCUCCUCUGCUGCCUCGUCUGAGUUAACUUUCCAGAGGAACAGAUCUGGUACGCCGCCGCCACGCUGGCCAUAUUCCUGAGCCAUCACCUUGCAGACUGUGGACAACGCUUCUCCGUCAAAGCAAUGCGCAAUCUCAACCAGAUCUUCGAUGUCGAAAGUCCAGUCGAGUCCAACAAUACAAGUGCGACGCUCGUGGUGUUCGUUAUAGACCCUCUGGAUGAUGCUCGCAGCAUCGCCGUUUGAAAUCUCAUUCAACCGACUGUUGAUUUCGCUGAUUCUGCUUGGAUAGAAUGCAUCUGUAUGGAGAUCUAGCGGACAAGUCUGGAACGGGGUCUGGAAGAUAUUAGGAAUAUAGAUGAACAUGAUGUCGAAGAAGAGGUAGGCGAAUAGCGUCCUCACGAUACCGCCUUCGCUGUGGUAUCCUUUCCACCCUAAAUUGCGGUAGUGUGAGAGACACAUGGCUUCCACGCUGCACUCGCCGUCUUCUCUUGGAUCGAUCCAGAUCGUCUUCAUCCCCCGCCGGCCGUUGGCACGGGAUAAUGGUAUCUCACGUUCGACACGCACACCUUUCACAGUCACCUCUACCGGUUUCGUGAGCCGCACGUGCGAGAAAUCAUGCUGUGCACGCUUCACGAAAUGGAGCGACUUCUCCAGCUUUGUGAUCCGUUUCUGGAGGUCAUAGUGAUGGAUAACAUGCACGACAUUAUCUUGCAGGCCGUCUUCGCAGGUCUGCAGAGCAAUGCGUCUCCAAUGUUUCUUCUGCGCUUCCUCUUUACGCCCCUCUGCGUCUGUGAGUACGGCCAUGUAGUGUUCUUCCAGCAACGCCUUUCUCUGAUACCAAGCUCCUCGACGAGAAUGGUGGAAAAGGCGUUGCUUCAGCAGCUCACUCAGCAAUUCGUGCUCACGUUUGUGCUCUUUUCGGCGAGCAAGCACAGAAGUAGCUUUAUGUAUGAUGCAUGUAUACACCCAUGCUGGCGAUAGACGUCGUAAGUAGGCGCCCUCACCACUCUGGUAAAUGCCAUCUUCUUUCUGCUGUUCUUCGCGGAGAAGAGCUUUCCAACGUGGAUAUACUUCUUCAAAAGUGUCAAUAAUCUCUUGGUAGCCCUGUUCCGUGGGCCGGCCAUUGAAUUCCAAGAUGCUGUCGAUGCGGUACUGAGUGCGGAUUGACGCUUCAAACUCUAAUAGAACCGAGCGGGAUGGAAAUAUGCUUGCAGAUCGGGAUACAAUGUACUCGGGAAAGUUACGGCGAGCCAUUUUGGCAAGAAUGAUGGUAGUGAGUGACUUCUCAGUCCACUCGGUAGAACGGUAGAAGACGAGAUGCACGCGCUCAAAUAGUUUGCGAGAGGUAACCGAAAGGCGAAUGCAAGGCCCAGUCUCACUCAUUAUCUUGCGCGUGUAGUGUGCGUCUCGGUUUGCGUGAGACGAUGUAUCUUCCGCCAGUUCGCUAUCGGGUGUUUCCGAUCCCACACCAGAUACAGACGACCGUCUCGAGUCCUCCGUAUCUGACCGUUUGAAUCCUACAUAUCCCAAACCAACCUGCCUUUGGCUGGUCCGUCUCAAUGCCUGCAACAGAUCUUUCUUAUUCUUUCCGUGAACUUUUGCAUCUUUAGCCAGAGCCUUAAGCUCGUCAAGUUUGAGUAGGGAUGAAGCCUCCUCGAGUGUGUUGAUCUCAUUAUCCGACUUGUCUGCAAAGGUGAAUGUGUUUUCCAAUGUGGUUCCCACUGGCGGCUCCAAAUCGCCAGGGUAUGACUCUAACUCGGCAGAGGACGGUGGAAGGUCGUAGUGAUGUUGUAGAAUAUCUACGGCAGCGUCAAGGUCUGCUAUAUCACUAUGGUAGCCUAGAUUCUUUAUGCGGUGCCACGCGGAGGUCUUUCGAAGAAAUAGUCGAACAUAUCUAGAGGCGGAUGAGCAGAGCCGACUUGAUAAUUGGUUAAAACAAGCAGAACAUACAAGUACUGUGCUUCGUAAUUCAAAUUCCGCCAUAUUCGAAAAACCUCCGUCUCAGCUUCGUCAAAUAAAUGGCUUUCUUCGUCCAAAACCGUAUCC